GUCAAAAUCGUUAAAUAUUAUCGCUCGGGGAGACUUCACUUUCAAGUUUCAUCAUUUCAAAGGAAAAUAGUCGUGCAAUCAAUAUUUGUUCUUGUUUCGUUCGUUUCAUAAGACUGCGGCGGUCCGUGCGUUUAGUGUGUAUAGUAUAGUUCAAUUUCCUAACCUUAGGUGAAGUCACGUUUACGGUCACCUUCCCUAAUCGGAAAGUUUAUUUUAUGUGAAUCUAAUAAUAUAAUAUUCUGCCUAUUUAAUUAGAUCGUUAGACGAUAAAACAUCUGUUUUAUUGUCUAGAUUAUCGAGAACUAUAAAGCGCGAGUGAAUAUAAUCUGUUAAGGAAAUAGUUGUUCAUAAAAGUGCUACGAAAUAUUGGUAUUUAGUUGAAGGCGGCCGAUGUCUGGAGCAACAAUGAAUGGACAUCAACUACCUGACGUGCUGCCACCAGGCUACAAGGUAGAAGAAAUUGAGAUACCCGUUCCUUGGGGUCAUGUUGCGGGACGAUGGUGGGGGCCACGGGACAAGCAGCCAAUCAUUGCCAUCCACGGUUGGCAAGACAAUGCAGGCACGUGGGACAAUCUGAUCCCACUCCUACCAGUCACAACUUCAGUCCUUUGCAUAGACUUGCCAGGACAUGGUCUAUCCACACACUAUCCUAAAGGUAUGCUCUAUUACAUCUUCUGGGACGGUAUUGUCCUUCUGAGACGGAUAGUCAAACACUUCGAAUGGAGCAAAAUCACUCUAAUGGGACAUUCGCUUGGUGGCGCUCUCAGCUUCAUGUACGCAGCCUCAUUCCCUGAUGACGUAGAGAAAAUUAUUUGCGUGGACAUCGCCAGCCCGGCAGUCAGAGAACCGAGUACUAUGGUCAAAGGUACAGGACAGGGCAUUGACAAAGUUUUAGACUACGAGAAUUUACCUAUAGACAAAGUACCUUGUUACGACUACGAAGAAAUGAUAGAUAUUGUCUGUGAUGCGUACAAAGGAUCGAUUUCGAGGGAGAACUGCAAGGUUCUCAUGAAGCGAGGCAUGAUGCCUACUCCAGCGCAUUUGAAGAAAAGGGGUUAUUUCUUUAGGAGGGACCCUAAGUUAAAAGUGUCUGGGUUGGCGAUGAUGUCGAUAGAAACGGCUUUGGAAUAUGCGGCCAAGGUCAAGUGCAAAGUCCUUAAUCUUCGUGCGUUACCAGGGCAAAGGUGGGAAAAGUUAGAUUACUAUAUGAGCGUCAUAGAGAAGAUGAAGGCUACGGCUGAUGUUCGGUACGUAGAGGUUGAAGGAACGCAUCACAUACACUUAGAAGAUCCGGAGAAAAUAGCGCAUAUUAUAGAGGAAUUCUUAGAGGAUUAUUAAUUUAAUCUGGCUUCGUUGCUAAUGUGAUAUUUUUGUGAUGCGUAAAUGCACUGUAGUUAGGUACAGUUAGUUAUGAAACUAGUUGUUAUGUCUCAAAGCUUAAGCACAUAUUUAGGCAUCCAGUGAUUUAAUACAAUCCAUAAUAUAUAAUAUUGUAAGUUAUAAUUCAUUUUCAUUCUGGUUCUUAAGAUUUGAAAUACCAAAGGUACUGAAUUUAAAAUCUGGGCCUUUAGCCAAAUGCCACUUUAGCGCUUGUCUACAGAGAGGGUAGGAAUCAAAAUGUAUGGGGAUGACAC
Molecule: messenger RNA, 1634 nt
Organism: Spodoptera litura
Lineage: Eukaryota; Metazoa; Arthropoda; Insecta; Lepidoptera; Noctuidae
Gene: kraken
Product: serine hydrolase like 2 kraken
Cellular component (GO): membrane
Source: RefSeq, a predicted model, not a curated record